GGUUAUUUGGUUUAAGCAAGUUUAGGAUUGUUUUCAUUUACAGUAUUAAUAAGUAAUAUAGUUUAGUGAGUAAUAGUAAAAAGAUAUUUUGAAAGACCUAAAAGAGUUUGGAAAAUAUUUAUGAUGGUAUUUAAAAUGAAAAUUAAAACAUAAGGACUCUUCGAAGCAAUUACUUUCAGCAUUAUUAACUCAUGUAUUGAAUGUAAUAUUGGCUAUGGAAUUAUCUUCAGAAACAGAUAAGAAUGCUUGCAUCUGGUAUUUUAUUACAUUUAUGUUGGAUUCAACAAUGGGUAUACUUCUAAUAUUUUUACUCAUGAAAUCAUUAAAUAUGAUAUUUACAUAUUUUGAUAUGAGAGUAUAUACAAAUAUUAAUUAUUCAGAAAUUACAAAGUGGUAAUUAUUUCAAAAUCUAAGAAAAUGUAAGAAUAGAUGGGUAAAUAUAUGUAUGUCAAUUAUUUGUAUGGAAUUCUGUUGUAAUUGUUUCUAAAUUUUUAUUAUUUGGAUUUCAAGAACUAGUUGCUGA
Molecule: messenger RNA, 523 nt
Organism: Paramecium primaurelia
Lineage: Eukaryota; Ciliophora; Oligohymenophorea; Peniculida; Parameciidae
Source: the annotation of a GenBank genome assembly